AUGGCGCGCCCCUCGCGGCUCUACCUCCUCGCCUACAACUCCCUCCAGGCCAUCGGAUGGUCCGUCGCCCUGCUCUGCCUGCUGCCCUGCGUAGCCCCUCCGUUCUCCGUCCGCCCCGCGUACGCCGCCGCCGGCGACCUCAUAUGCUUUCUGCAGACCUGCGCGGUUCUUGAGACCGUCCAUGCCGCCGUCGGACUGGUACCCACCUCGCCGUUUCUUGCUUUCCUGCAAUGGGGAGGGAGGACUCACUUCAUUCUCGCCCUUCUCCGGCAAAUCCCUGAGGUUCAGGGCAGUCCCUCUGUGUUCAUAACGUUUAUGGCUUGGAGCAUAUCUGAGGUCAUCCGAUACUCUCACUAUGCUCUGACUACGUUAAAAGUUUGUCCAGCAUGGAUGACUUACCUCAGGUACACUGCCUUUAUCCCGCUGUAUCCGAUUGGGGUAGGACCAGGAGAAAUGUGGACUAUGUGCCAAGCUCUUCCAUUUGUGAAGGAAAGGGAUCUCUACUCAGGAUUCUUUGCAAAGUUCUCCAUGAGCUACCAUUCAUUUCUUGUGGGUGUGCUACUGUGCUAUCCGCUUCUGUGGCUGAAGUUGUACCUGCAUGUGUUCAAGCAGCGCAAGUCCAAGCUGGGAAAGGGGGGCAGGAAGAAACGAGCGUGA
Messenger RNA from Triticum turgidum subsp. durum (durum wheat), 657 nucleotides. The record is from the annotation of a GenBank genome assembly. Lineage: Eukaryota; Viridiplantae; Streptophyta; Magnoliopsida; Poales; Poaceae.